This is a messenger RNA of Alternaria metachromatica, 309 nucleotides long. RefSeq lists its product as uncharacterized. The record is from RefSeq and is a predicted model, not a curated record. The coding region runs from base 1 to 309 and encodes 102 amino acids. The transcript has a single exon. NCBI's taxonomy places the organism in Eukaryota, Fungi, Ascomycota, Dothideomycetes, Pleosporales, Pleosporaceae.
AUGGAAAACUUCACCAUCAACCUCUCCAACCUCCACGUCCCCUCCCUCGCGGAGUUCCCGCACCUGCCGCCCGCUGACGACUCCCCGGCGCAGAAGCGCCUCUACUGGUUCUUCCGCGGCCUCGAGUCGAUGCUCGAGCGGCACCUGUGGCGCAUGGAGCCGUGGCUGGAUUUCCUGAAGACAACGGGGCUGCACGAGGAUGAGGAGGCGGAGUUUGACGAGCUUUGGCGCCAGAAAUGCGUGCUGGAGGAUGCGGUCAAUUGGGCGGGCAGGCUGUAUGGUGGGGAGGAGUAUGAGGGGGCGGUUUGA